This is a messenger RNA of Peniophora sp. CBMAI 1063, 963 nucleotides long. The record is from the annotation of a GenBank genome assembly. NCBI's taxonomy places the organism in Eukaryota, Fungi, Basidiomycota, Agaricomycetes, Russulales, Peniophoraceae.
AUGUCCUUUCAAUCCGUCAAUCAGGCACAAAAACAUCUGGCCUGGGACAACAGCCUUCCACACGUCGUCACCAUUGAGUCUGGCGAAACCGUUAUCUUCGACUGUCCCGACGCAUCCAAUGGGCAAUCACGUCAAACCACUGUCGCAGACUCCCUCAAACCCUCCGGCUCCACCACCCUCGACCCAGUCUCCGGACCCAUCUACAUCACCGGUGCAAAAGCCGGCGACGUCUUACGGGUCGAAGUUUUGAAGCUCGAGACGGCCGACUGGGGAUGGACUGCGGCGCUGCCGGGAUUUGGGCUUCUAGCAGAAGAGUUCGAUGCCGAGGGUCUGACGCCGGCACUGACAAUCUGGAAACUGGAUCGGGAGAACGGCUGGACUUCGUUCGAUGAGGAGAAGGGUAUCCGUAUUCGCUUGCGACCGUUUUACGGAGAGAUGGGGGUGGCGCGGAGUGAGCUAGGCAAGCAUUCAACUAUACCGCCUUACAACACUGGCGUUAACAUCGACACGCGACAUGUGGUCGCCGGCUCAACGUUGUAUCUCCCUGUGGAGGUCGACGGAGCACUAUUCUCUUGCGGUGAUGGGCAUGUCGCUCAAGGUGACGGUGAGGUCGCAGGGAGUGCCAUCGAGCCCCCUAUCAAGGCCACUCUGCGCUUCACGGUGUUGAAAGACAAGAAGCACGUCAAGACCCCUCACAUCAAGACGCCGCCGGCGCCCGCGAGUGCGGCGGGCGAAGAGCACUAUAUCACAACUGGCGUUGAAUCGAAUCUUCUCGACGCCACGAAGGCUGCCGUGCGAUACAUGAUCGACACCCUCGUCGCGGAGAAGGGCUUGACUCGUGUUGAGGCUUACUUCCUUUGCAGCGUCGCUGGUGAUCUGCGGUUGCACGAGGUCGUCGACAUGCCCAACUACGUGGUUGGCAUGAUGAUGCCCUUGUCGAUCUUCGGUCACCAGGCGAUGUAG